Harpegnathos saltator (Jerdon's jumping ant) is the source of this 863-nucleotide messenger RNA. RefSeq lists its product as uncharacterized. The transcript has 4 exons. The record is from RefSeq and is a predicted model, not a curated record. Lineage: Eukaryota; Metazoa; Arthropoda; Insecta; Hymenoptera; Formicidae. The coding region runs from base 159 to 464 and encodes 101 amino acids. Gene Ontology annotation, molecular function: serine-type endopeptidase inhibitor activity; protein binding.
AAUACAUAGACAAACAGCAUGGAAAACAGUUCGUCAAAGAUCAUCGAAUAAGUUGGAUCUCUUCAACUCUAUAUCAUUUUAUCGCUCGAAACGCUAUCGUUCUUGUUCUUUUUCUCAUUUUCGGACUUCGGACUUAUUUAAAUCGUACGAAAAUAAUCAUGAAACGUAUCGUCGCAUUUGCGCAAGUAUUGUCCUUGGUUUGCUUGAUCGCCUUGGCCUUUCCGCAGAAUGACCGGUCAAACGGGAUUUCUGGUAACUCCAAUAAUCCAGCCAGUAGCACUACACAAGCAACAACAAGCAAUUGUCCAUGUAUAGCUACAGCAGAAUACAAUCCAGUAUGUGGCAGUGACAACGUUACUUACUGGAACAUGGGAAGAUUUAACUGCGCGAAAAGUUGUAAUCCACAGCUUGAAAUAAGGGUAAUUAGAGCUUGUGAGCCAUACAGCCAAAUAAGCAGUAACUGAGCAAACAGUUUAUUGUUGUUUUUAUAUGAUUUAUAUUGUAUAGCAGCAUAUAAAUAAAAAUGCAUGAUAUCCUGAUAACAACGUAGUAAUAAUAAUGUAGCACACAACACUGAAAAUAUCGCAACAACUUUUUAUUGAAAUACAUAUUCAACAAUUUAUAAUAACAAAGGAUAUUUUCAUUUUUAUCUUAAUUUGCAUAACUGAUAGUGGUUUCGUUAACUGCUGCUCAUAAUCUGAUGUAAUCUACGUACGAUUAUAUUUUUUAAGUUUAUUAAUGCAUAUCUUAAGUAUCGCUUUGUAAGUAUGUAACAUGUUAUAUAAUUUAACUAACUGAAAGAUAUCAUGUUAAGUUUUAAAAGAGUAAUUAUUGAACAGAAAAAAAUAAAAAUUUAGAAAGUA